AUGGAAGUUGCAGAGUUCCGUAUGGGGAAGGAGAUGGUGGACUAUGUGGCAGAUUAUUUAGAAAACAUCGAGCAGAGGCAGGUUUACCCUGAUGUGGAACCUGGAUAUCUGAGGUCAUUAAUUCCUGAGGAGGCACCGGAGGAGCCGGAUAGCUAUGAAGAUGUGGUCAAAGACAUUGAGAGGGUCAUCAUGCCAGGGGUGACUCACUGGCACAGUCCAUAUUUUUAUGCAUAUUUCCCUUCGGCCAACUCUUUUCCCGCAAUGUUAGCAGACAUGCUAUGUGGGGCCAUUGGCUGCAUUGGAUUCUCUUGGGCAGCGAGCCCUGCCUGCACAGAGCUGGAGACAGUGAUGCUGGACUGGCUGGGGAAGAUGCUGAAGUUACCGGAUUAUUUUCUUGCUGGCACAGAGGGUAGAGGAGGAGGGGUCAUCCAGGGCACUGCCAGUGAAUCCACGCUGAUAGCUCUUCUUGCUGCUCGUUCCAAAAUCAUCAAACUGAUCCAGACUGGCUAUCCUGACCGAUCUGAAGCAGACAUUAUAUCCAAACUGGUGGCUUACUCUUCCGACCAGGCACACUCAUCAGUGGAAAGGGCAGGGUUAAUAGGUGGAGUGAGAAUGAAGAAAAUCCCCACAGAUAGUAAGUUUUCAGUGCGAGGAGAUGCACUACAGAGUGUUUUGGAGGAGGACAGAGCUGCAGGACUCAUACCAUUCUAUUUUUGUGCAACUUUGGGAACAACUCCGUCCUGUGCAUUUGACUGCAUCACUGAGCUUGGCCCUAUAUGUAAUGCAGAGAAUAUCUGGAUGCACGUUGAUGCUGCAUAUGCUGGCAGUGCAUUUAUCUGCCCAGAGUUCAGACCCUUCCUGAAUGGCAUCGAGUUUGCAGACUCUUUCAGCUUCAAUCCACAUAAAUGGCUGCUGGUUAACUUUGAUUGUUCUACAAUGUGGGUGAAGAAAAGAUCAGAUAUUAUUGGAGCAUUUAAGAUGGAACCACUUUACCUGAAGCAUGAUCACCAAGAGUCAGGCAUUGUUACAGAUUAUAGACACUGGCAGAUCCCGUUGGGUCGCAGGUUCCGCUCUCUGAAAAUGUGGUUUGUGUUCCGCAUGUAUGGACUCAAAGGUCUGCAAGCCUACAUCCGCAAGCAUAUAGGACUGGCAAAAGAGUUUGAGUCUUUGGUAAGAGCUGAUCCGCACUUUGAGAUCUGUGCUGAUGUUGUGCUGGGCCUCGUCUGCUUUAGACUCAAGGGCUCUAAUGAAUUAAACGAAACUCUGUUGAAGAGGAUCAACAGUUCACGUAAGAUUCAUCUGGUACCGUGCCAGCUGGCAGGCAAGUUUGUGCUGCGGUUUGCAGUGUGUGCACGUACUACUGAGUCAUGGCAUGUUAAGGAGGCAUGGUGCCACAUCAGUCACCUGGCAUCAGAACUACUUCAGGAACUGCCUCACUGAUCACUGGGCAUCACAUGUUAAUGAGUCCAGUGAGCAAUCCGUAUCACACCUGCUAACCACACUCUUAACACAAAAUGUUGUGUUAGUUAAAUUAAGUGUCUUAUUUUUACACUACUGC
This is a messenger RNA of Xyrauchen texanus (razorback sucker), 1558 nucleotides long. RefSeq names its product aromatic-L-amino-acid decarboxylase-like. Gene Ontology annotation, molecular function: pyridoxal phosphate binding; aromatic-L-amino-acid decarboxylase activity. NCBI's taxonomy places the organism in Eukaryota, Metazoa, Chordata, Actinopteri, Cypriniformes, Catostomidae. The record is from RefSeq and is a predicted model, not a curated record. Gene Ontology annotation, biological process: serotonin biosynthetic process; amino acid metabolic process; catecholamine metabolic process.